Molecule: messenger RNA, 653 nt
Organism: Suillus bovinus
Lineage: Eukaryota; Fungi; Basidiomycota; Agaricomycetes; Boletales; Suillaceae
Exons: 6
Coding region: 89-604 (171 amino acids)
Source: RefSeq, a predicted model, not a curated record
CCUUAGCUACAUCUAUUAUUAUCAGUCAUGAAUUGCAUUACUGCGGUUACCCACGCACUCUGUUCUUACAUUAACUCAUUAUUUCGUCAUGCCUCGUAACUUUGCAGCCUUACCGGGUUUUUACCGAACCCUCUUCUUGUACAUUGAACCAGUGUCGACCAUAUCACCUGCCGUCUUGGCGUGGUUCUUUCCAGGCGCCUCCUGGUUCCACCAUGAGCUGAUACCAAGUGCAACUGCUGCUUCCGAGACGCUAGAUGCUAGGACUACGAUGGCUAUCUGGCAACUGGGAAACUGCUACCUUCUGCUAGGUUUAAUCUCAUCUCUGGUAUUCAGAGCCGUCCGAGAUGCUCUUCCAAAUAAUCCGGGGGCUCAGGAGCGUAUACUUGGAGCAAGUUUUACUGCACUUGCGCUAGCAGAUGUAACACAUAUUGCUGCUUCAUUCAUUGGCCUCCCCGACGAGCUCAAGUACUCCUAUGGCAAGUGGAAUCCCAUGACCCAUGGCAAUAUCACGUUUGUAAUAUUCCUCUUGAGCGCAAGACUUGCCUGGUUCGCAGGAGUCGGUCGUACUACAUAUUACUACGGGAAACGGACCAAGGUGGAUUGAGCACCUGAACUGCUAUCUGUAGAUUAGGACACUAGGCGGUUCUACGUCC